This is a messenger RNA of Ruditapes philippinarum (Manila clam), 774 nucleotides long. RefSeq lists its product as uncharacterized. The transcript is spliced from 5 exons. The record is from RefSeq and is a predicted model, not a curated record. The coding region runs from base 109 to 423 and encodes 104 amino acids. NCBI's taxonomy places the organism in Eukaryota, Metazoa, Mollusca, Bivalvia, Venerida, Veneridae.
AUCAUGGAUUUGAAAUUGCGAUUUAAUUAAAAGGAAAAGGCAAAUGCAAUUUCAGGGUGAGUUAUAACUUUAGAUUUAGAUUGGAUUCUACAUAGAAAAGAUGCUAAGAUGUUGUUAUAUUUGGUGAGUUUGAUCAUAAGCAGUACAUUCGCAUAUGUUCAUGGAUGUUCAUGUGCCCCAUUUGAUCCAGAGAUAGAUUACUGUGCUAGAACUUCAGGAUUUGCUGCUGUGUUUAAAAUCAAAAGCAAUGGUACUGUAGACGGUUUAAAACUGGCCUAUGAUGUUGAUAUACUGUACAAAUAUGUUUUUGAGGCUCCAAGUGGAAAUGUGAAAACUGAUAAACUGUAUACAUAUGAGGACGUAGGUAUGUGCGGAAUUCGUUUACGUCCGGACAGUUUCUAUAUCAUCACAGGCUAUUUUUAAAUAAGACCUGAAAAGCCUGCAAUAAUGACAACAGCACGUUGUGAUUCACAAGACUACUUCAAAGAGAAUCCUAUCGUUGAUGGUGUCCCACCGCCGUGCGAGAGAUCUGAUAAACAUGCUGAAUUUUCUGAAUGAUCAAUAUUAUAUCAUUACAAUAGAACCGGAAGUAGUACUUUCUUCAAACAAAUCUCUUGAGAAAGUAUAAUUGCGCAAAAUGUUGCCAUUUUUGUUAUUUCAACAGUUCCCAUUGCCUUUUUAUCAUUCAUUAGCCAUGUUAUCUUUUCUUAAAUACCCGGUAUUAAAUUCUUUUUUAUUAUCAUAACAAUAUUUUUUUACACAAUAAAUGGUAAG